AUGUCAAUGACACAGCCUUCUGAUUCAGCCCCUGCUACCAGCAACCAGGUGCACACUUACAGCGCAGGCACGCUGGUGUAUGAAGUCAACUUGUCUGUCCCACGCGAGAAGGCCGAAGAUUACAUUGACUGGCUCCGCGGCUUCACCAAGGAACAAGUGAAGAGGAUCCCUGGGUUCCUGUCGACCAUGGUCUUCCGCCAGCCCAAACCCUACGGCCUGCAUUGGUUGUCGGAGGAGGGAAACGCAAAGACAUACAUCACGGUCCACUACGUGAUCGAAUCGCAGGCACAUCUGGAAGAGUACCUCAAACGCGACCAGCCCGCCGUCGCUGCUGCUGAACAGGACCGCUUCGAGUUCCUCGUCACCAGCCGGCGCACCCUCAGCGUCGUCUGCUAG
Messenger RNA from Linnemannia hyalina, 396 nucleotides. The record is from the annotation of a GenBank genome assembly. Lineage: Eukaryota; Fungi; Mortierellomycota; Mortierellomycetes; Mortierellales; Mortierellaceae.